Messenger RNA from Phalaenopsis equestris, 1624 nucleotides. RefSeq lists its product as uncharacterized. The record is from RefSeq and is a predicted model, not a curated record. The coding region runs from base 251 to 1624 and encodes 457 amino acids. The transcript is spliced from 7 exons. Lineage: Eukaryota; Viridiplantae; Streptophyta; Magnoliopsida; Asparagales; Orchidaceae.
CAGAAAUAAUUUUUACUAAAUACCCUGCCGCCAUUAUUAAUCUUAAGGACCAAGUUUCCUUGCCCCUUCAGGCGCGGGACAUAACAGUCGCCGUCUUUUUCAUUUCAUGUUCUUUCUCAUAGGGUUUCCCAACACUUUCGCCUUCUAGCAAAUCAUUCAUCGCAGAUCGUCUCUCUAUCGAGGGAUCUAUCUUCUGGAGCUCUCCUCUAUUGACUGGCGCCUGUUCUGAAAGCUUGGUAAUUGCAGUGAAAUGAGUUCCGCAUCGAUCUUUCGAAGUCUUCGGGAGCUUUUCCCUCAGGUGGACCUGCGAAUGUUAAGAGCCAUCUCGAUUGAACAUGCAGAAGAUAUUAAUGAAGCAAUUGAGUUUAUCCUAUCAGAAGUUUUGCCAGCAUCUAAUGCAACACCGGGUGUUUCGUUCAUUCUUCAUGACACUGGAGAUAAUGGGCCUGAGCAUAUCACCAUUCCUGAUGGAAAUCCAGACUCUUCCUUUGGUUUACAAAAUUAUAAUGAUGGAGCUGAGAGUAGAGGCUCGGACUCUUUUGUUGCACACGGUACAAACGGAUGUGUUUUGGGGCAACCCUAUUUUAUCUCUGAUGCAGGUUCAAUAACAGAACCAGAACAUGAAGAAUCUAUUUAUAAUAACAGCCUAAGUUUGAAUUUAAAUCAAUUGUCUGAGAAAGAGGAUGAGAACUUCUUGUAUAAAUCACAUAAUCAAGAUGGUAUUGUUGAAUCCCUUUUACAUGGCGGGAGAAAGGAGAUCAUUCCGACUGAACUUUUUAUCAAAUUCACUGAGGAGCUAGAAUGUGUACAUAUGGAUCUGCAUUCUGACACUGAAGAGCUGGUCCAAUUAAGAGAUGAAGAGAACAUUUCGGUUCAACUUGAUGAACAAACUAUUUCAUCUGAUGUUUUUGAUAAAUGUAAAAAUCCAAUCGAAUAUGGAUUUGAACAACAGAAUGACAUUAACAUUCAACUUAAUGCAUGCAAUGAUUUAUCUGAAUGUUCAAGUGAACAAUGUAGACCCUUGAAUUUGCAUGACUUAGAAACUUUGGUUACACCACCUGUCCUUACGCGCUUGCUUAGCGCAUCAGAUUUCAGUGAGAAAAAUCAGCAUUACUUGGGUCUUACAACUGAAACUGGCAAGAAUGCAAUGGAUUAUGAUAAUCAUAACUCCUUAAGUUUAGAUGUGAAUUUUUUGGAGUUCUCAUCAGAUGAAAAUAUCCUCCCUGUUACUUUGGCCACUCGUUCAGGUCAUGCAGUGAGCACAGAUGUACUUGAAGAUUCUAUUAAGGAGGCCAAAAGCAGCAAGGAAUCUCUGGUGUCUUCCUUUGAUUCUAUGGUGAGCAUGAUGCGUGAAGUUGAGCUUUUUGAAGAGAAGGCUGAGUUAGCUAAAGAGGAGGCUUCUGUUGCUGGUCAUCAUGCUCUUUGUAAGGUGGAGGAACUCCAACAGAUUGUGAAAAAAUCUAAGGAUGAAAAUGAUAUGCAAUCCGGCCAAGUGUAUGGUGAGCGGUCAAUCUUAUCAACUGAAGCUCGAGAACUACAGUCUCGACUCCUUCGAAUGUCAGAGGAAAGGAGUAAAUAUCUUUCAGUCAUUGAGGAGAUUGCUUUCUUGGUUAUUUUUGCUUAA